AAAAACAUUAACGAUGGCGACACACGAACGGAGAAGGUCUGAUAAUGCUGCAGCUGGGUGGCCCAACUACAAAAUGACUAGAGCACCAAAUACUCACGCAUCCCUAACUCUUGAAAGAACAAUUAACUUGUACCCUCUGAACAACUACACGUUUGGUACAAAGGAACCUUUAUAUGAAAAAGACAGCUCAGUUCCUGCAAGGUUUCAAAGGAUGAGAGAAGAGUUUGAUAAGAUUGGGAUGAGGCGCUCCGUGGAGGGUGUGUUGAUUGUGUAUGAGCAUGGACUUCCUCAUGUUCUACUUCUGCAGCUGGGUACAACCUUUUUUAAACUGCCUGGGGGAGAACUGAAUGCAGGUGAGGACCAAGUUGAAGGACUCAAGCGGCUUCUAACAGAGACUCUGGGAAGACAGGAUGGAGCACCAAUGGAUUGGGUCAUUGAGGACACAAUAGGGAACUGGUGGCGGCCUAACUUUGAGCCUUCACAGUACCCCUAUAUCCCAGCACACAUCACUAAACCCAAAGAGCACAAACGUUUGUUUCUUGUACAGCUGCCAGAAAAAGCCCUGUUUGCUGUCCCACGUAACUACAAACUUGUGGCAGCACCUUUAUUUGAACUGUACGACAACGCAGCUGGUUAUGGUCCUAUAAUUUCAAGUCUGCCACAGGCAUUGGCCAGGUUCAACUUUGUAUAUAAAUAAGAUGGCAGUAAUUCACCUUGGAAAAGGUGAGAUCUGUUGUACAUAGUCCACACCAUCAGCCAUCACAUCACCGGGACAACUGCAUGUUUCAACAUUUGAAACAGGUCUUGUUUACACGCUGUUUGAAAGUUUGACUCAAAAUGUUGCUGUUGCAUCUGUUUAGUACUAGGAUUGUGUUGUUUUUAGUUUGGUCAAGUUCUCUCUGUUAGGGCUACAAGGACUGGAAGGUCUGAGUAGCAAAAAGUUGCAUUCAACAUCUGACUGUUGCUGGUGUUUGAAGGGUGCUGCUUCUGACGGUUUGAUCUGUUCAGGAAGAUCUUAGCAACCACUCUUUUAACUGGUAGAUCAAAAUUGAUUGUUUGAUUGUUUCAAUGUUGUAAAAACACAGUACGAAUAAAAAACAAUUUGUCUUUUUA
Molecule: messenger RNA, 1113 nt
Organism: Physella acuta
Lineage: Eukaryota; Metazoa; Mollusca; Gastropoda; Physidae
Product: cleavage and polyadenylation specificity factor subunit 5
Biological process (GO): mRNA 3'-end processing
Cellular component (GO): mRNA cleavage factor complex
Molecular function (GO): mRNA binding
Source: RefSeq, a predicted model, not a curated record